CGCCUUCCCCAUCAGUGGGGUGGGCACAGGGAGGCGAAUCCACCUGGUGCCCGGUGGGAGCGCGUCUGCGGCUCCUCCAGCGCCCAAACCCGCGUGUCCCGGGCGGGCGAGCGGCGUCAGGCUCCGGGGACGCGGACACGGGACGUCCCGGUGCCGCUGCCACCGCGUCCUUCCAGCUGGGACACAGCGACAGCCCUGGGAACACCGCAGUGCAAGUGGGAGGAAGAUGAAACCAACCCACGUAUCCCAGGGCCUCUUAAACCGAAGCUUUAGGCAAAAGCCCUGCAAGAGGAUUUGGCGUAACUGCUUAAAGCUAAUUCAGAGCUGCCUUCUCCGUUGGGUUUAAGUUGAUUUGUCAAGAUGAGAUCAAUUAACGCCAAAUAAAGCGGAAAUGAGAUUAUGUGUUUCUCGGUACAGCUCUGGAUGGAAGUGCAGGUGAAAGAUGCUCGGGCUCUGAUCUCGGUUCCCCGCAGCCCGUUCUCCUCCUCCCUGGCUGUCCAGAGCCGUCUCUGCUCUUCGAGCACCCUGGGAAAUUAAAUUCAUGUUCCUGGCAACCCUCUGCUGUUCCAUUAGGCAGUUUCUCAGUCUCCCUCUUCUCCCUCCUGCAUUUUUAAUCUCGGAUGAGCUGUUGUGCAGAGCCAGAAGCUCUAAAAGCAACAGAGGGGAUGGCAGCAACGUCCCCGGGGGGGCGAGGAACACGAUGGUGAAGUUCUGGUGCUGAACUGGCUGAGCCCCCAGCGCGGGGGAGGAUCGGGGCCGAGCAAAGCGACCCGUGUCACGUCCUGUUCCUUCUCUCCCCUCCCUAGGGGAGGAAUCACGUGUGCGAAAGCGUGGAGGGUUUAUUUGGGGUGUUCCCCUCGCCCUCCCCCUUGCAGCUCCAAUUGGAAGCAGCAGCGGCCUGACCCAGCGGGAGCUGCGGUGCUGGGAGACGUCUGGGAGCAGGGCCUGGAUCUCUCGCUGUCUAUCCCGAAACUCCUCUCCGCUUCUUUUAACGCUUUCCAUGCUCUCCAGAUGUUUCCCGCUGGGCUCUGGCUCUAGGAUGUUGGAGAACCAAGAGGAAGAGCUGACCACAGUGCGUGUCCAGGACCCCCGCGUGCAGAACGAGGGCUCCUGGAACUCCUAUGUGGACUAUAAGAUCUUCCUGCACACCAACAGCAAGGCCUUUACUGCCAAGACUUCAUGCGUGCGGCGCCGGUACCGUGAGUUCGUGUGGCUGAGGCGGCAGCUCCAGAAGAACGCUGGCUUGGUGCCUGUCCCGGAGCUGCCCGGGAAAUCCACCUUCUUCGUGGGCAGCACGGAUGAGUUCGUCGAGAAGCGCAGACAGGGCCUGCAGCAGUUCCUGGAGAAGGUGGUGCAGAACGUCGUCCUUCUCUCCGACAGCCGCCUGCACCUUUUCCUGCAGAGCCAGCUCUCGGUGCCCGAGAUCGAGGCGUGCGUGCAGGGCCAGGGCUCGCGGACGGUGACCGACGCCAUCCUGCACUACGCCAUGUCCAACUGCGGCUGGGCGCAGGAGGAGCAGAGCCGCCCCGCGCUGCUGCCGGGGGACCCGCGCCCCGGCUGCGCCGGCCCGGGGAACCCGCAGGGGCUGAGCUGCCUGCAGACCUUCCCGCACUGGAGCGACUUUGGGAUGGAUGACGCGCACUCGGACAGUCCGGAGGAGCCCGCGGAGCCCCCGGGCGGGCAGCGGGAGCCGCAGUGACGCUCUGGGGACAUCGCCUGCCCUCCCUAGCGCCCGCAGGCCUCGCUGGAAGAGGGACCACUGCUGUCCAGGCUGGUGGGACUGGGGCUGCACUGGGAGCACAGCCGUGUCCCUGGCUCUGCGGUGUCUGGGGCUCACAUGCUCUCUCCCUGCUGACUCUCGCCUGUCCCCAUGUCCCAGGCAGUGUGUUCGUGUCACUCUCCUCUUUGGAGAAGGGAUCUAGUGGUUAGUGAAACCCGCGUUUGUUGUUCCCAUGGCCUUUGCUCUCUGCAGCAGCAGCAGCGGGGCUGAACUGGGCGGCAGUGCCAGCGCAGCACUGUGUCCCCAGCCCGGGGGGGAUGGUGGCACCUCCAGCACGGCGGAGCAGGGGCUGGCCACUGCUCAGCAUGUCCCUUUAGUGUCCCCCUUGCUGCUGCAGGCAGGGGAGGCUGCAUUUCCCUAGUACCAGGUGCAUUGUACAGCUCCUGGUGGGGGGGUCUCAGCUGCGUGGAGCCCACACAUGGGGGCAGAUCCCACAGCUGAGGCCUCCUGGCACAACUCAUCCCACAGCUGGGACGGAUGGGAACGAGCUUCCCUGGGGAGCACAGGAGAGGGGGGACAGUUUUUCUCCCCAGCACUUUUGAGGUGAUGGGUUCCUUCCCCGUGCACCCAUUGCCCUGCACUGGGGGGCUGGGGGGUCUCGUUUGCUCCGAGAGCAGGAGCACGGAGCUGCCACGGGGUCGGUGUCCAGCAGUGCCGGUUGCUCCCGGUGCCGCUCCUUGCGCUCUCCCGCACCUUUUCCUCCCCCCUCGGCACUGGUGACGGCAAAGCCGACGUGCUCUGACUCGAAAUAAAAAUGAAGUAGAAGAA
This is a messenger RNA of Columba livia (rock pigeon), 2548 nucleotides long. RefSeq names its product sorting nexin 11 (gene SNX11). Gene Ontology annotation, cellular component: endosome. Gene Ontology annotation, molecular function: phosphatidylinositol phosphate binding. The record is from RefSeq and is a predicted model, not a curated record. The transcript has 7 exons. NCBI's taxonomy places the organism in Eukaryota, Metazoa, Chordata, Aves, Columbiformes, Columbidae. The coding region runs from base 1001 to 1699 and encodes 232 amino acids. Gene Ontology annotation, biological process: intracellular protein transport; vesicle organization.